This is a messenger RNA of Cyprinodon tularosa, 481 nucleotides long. It is a transcript of the gene lyrm2, whose product is annotated as LYR motif containing 2. The record is from RefSeq and is a predicted model, not a curated record. NCBI's taxonomy places the organism in Eukaryota, Metazoa, Chordata, Actinopteri, Cyprinodontiformes, Cyprinodontidae. The transcript is spliced from 4 exons. Gene Ontology annotation, cellular component: mitochondrion. Bases 89 to 352 code for a protein of 87 amino acids.
CAGCCCCAGAGGAAGAAAGAAGUGUCCUCCAGACUAGCUGCGGUGACCACCAGAAGCUCCCAGGCUGUCUGCUCGCUGCAGGACCAGGAUGAGCUCCAGACUUCCGGUCGCAGCGCUCUCCUUAAAGCAGUUCCUCCAGAGACAGAAGGUUCUGGGAAUCUACAGGAACAUGCUGAGGACCAUCCGCCAGGUUCCUGACGAGGCAGACCGGAAGUACCUGAGGGACUGGGCCAGGAGCGAGUUUAAGAGGAACAAGGACGCCACUAACCAGGACGCCAUCCGCAUGAUGAUAACACAGGCCAGCAACCACCUGGAGGAGCUGCAGAAAUCUCUGGCGCUGGCUAGAAGCUGACGCCCCCCCACCCACACCGCUGACCACUGUUCUGGACUUUUCUUCAGCAGUCAGGAUCUGGGACAGCGAUCAGGAUCCUGAUCCAACAUGCUGUGUUUGAUGUAAAUAAAGGAACUCCAUCACUCAGAG